Molecule: messenger RNA, 708 nt
Organism: Mollisia scopiformis
Lineage: Eukaryota; Fungi; Ascomycota; Leotiomycetes; Helotiales; Mollisiaceae
Exons: 2
Coding region: 1-708 (235 amino acids)
Source: RefSeq, a predicted model, not a curated record
AUGCCCGGCGUCUUUCCUCCAAAGGGAAAAACCCCAGAGUUUGCCACCCCUGCCAAGCCCGCGUCAUCCACAAGAUCGUCCUCUAGCAAAAGCAACAAAGUCCGAUCUCCAAGCCUAAAUCCACCAGAUGAGUUCCCUCUUGGACGCCCUCCAAACCCAUUGACCCCGAAGAAACACAAAAAGAUUAGGAAUCCUGAUUACAAAGACCGCCUCGAUCAGUUUGUAGCUUGCUACCAUAUCGUCUGGACCGAGCGUGCGGGUGAAGGAGUUCAAGAAGGAUAUUCUGGCGCCACCUUCGAGUUUCGCAAAGAUGAGCGUAAAGAGCUGUUUGGAAGAUAUACCACCAACUACAAAGUCACCUUCCAAUUUGGUGUUCACGAGGCUACAUUCUCUUGCGUGGCUACUACGAAGGAAGAGGAAAUGUUCAGCAACUUCAAGUUCAUCUCCGCUAACUAUCCUCUCGAGGUACACAUGAAGGAGUUCGGUUUGGACUAUACAGCAUUCAAGUUCAAAUUCGAGGAGGAUACACUUGAUGACGAAGGCUUUCCGUUUCUGGCUUGGCAUACGGAUUGUGCGGGAUAUCUCAUGACCAAGCGUUCGGAGUUCGGAUGGGCGAAGAGAAUGUGUGACCGUCCGUUGAGUACUGAAGAGAGUGAGAGGCUGAAGAACGUGCCACACAAUUCAGUGACCGGGGACUGGGACGAAUAA